Messenger RNA from Arachis stenosperma, 345 nucleotides. RefSeq lists its product as uncharacterized. The record is from RefSeq and is a predicted model, not a curated record. The transcript has a single exon. Bases 1 to 345 code for a protein of 114 amino acids. NCBI's taxonomy places the organism in Eukaryota, Viridiplantae, Streptophyta, Magnoliopsida, Fabales, Fabaceae.
AUGAUGCUAAAGCUACGUGAUGACUUCGAGUCAAAAAACAAGGGCUUACAAGCUUUUCGUGGGCUUGAGGCGGCCGGUGCCCUAACAAUCUGCAAAUUGGUGUUCCGCGGCGUUAUCCAGGAGACGUGGACACACCUGCGUUGCCUGCCAAUGCUAAACGCAGAAAAUUUAGUCUAUUCUUCGCAUGCAUGUCCAAGCCGUGGAAACAUGGGUGCUAUUUACCGCCAUCAACGCUAUGGAAGAGGGUGGGACGUAAACGACGGUGAUGGAGGUGCUGCUCAUAUUCCGUGCAUGCAUUGUCGAGCAGAUUAUGAGUUGAUCCUGUUUGUCCACCUCUUUGACUGA